Molecule: messenger RNA, 1376 nt
Organism: Apodemus sylvaticus (European woodmouse)
Lineage: Eukaryota; Metazoa; Chordata; Mammalia; Rodentia; Muridae
Gene: Ticam2
Product: TIR domain containing adaptor molecule 2
Exons: 2
Coding region: 376-1074 (232 amino acids)
Biological process (GO): positive regulation of canonical NF-kappaB signal transduction; positive regulation of myeloid dendritic cell cytokine production; lipopolysaccharide-mediated signaling pathway
Molecular function (GO): protein kinase binding
Source: RefSeq, a predicted model, not a curated record
UGCUUCCUCCUGGGGACAGUGCAUCCCCACCCUGUAGUUGGUGGCCCAGUCUGGCGGGACCAGGGGACGCAGACCACGCAGAGCACGACUUCCAAAGGCAACGUCCACCGCCCUGAGGACUGCACGCCGCUCCUGGACGUCCACUCUGCAGGCUCGGGGGCGUGGCGUGCAGAGUCACACGGGCCUUGGGACCAGAUCUACGGCAGGCAGUCGCAUCCUAAUUUUCAGACUUGUCUACAAGGGCUUGCUCAGUGCGAGAGGAAGACCGAGGAAGACCGAAGAGCGCCUCGUGGCCGCAGCGCAACACCGCUUCCCAGAUUGAAAAGAACCGUUGAUACUCAAAUAAAGCUCCCUCGCCUGUCCCACCAGUCCGUCAUGGGUGUUGGGAAGUCUAAACUAGAUAAGUGCCCUCUUUCUUGGCAUAAAAGAGACAGUGUGGAUGCCGAUCAAGACUGCCGUGAGUCAGACUCCAAGAACUCUGAGGAUGCGUCCUUGCGCGCUUUUGUGGAGCAGAACGAUGGAGCCAAGCGGCCAGCUGGAGAGGAGGACGGACCUGAGGCAAUGCCGGACGGGCACCAGGAGCAAGCUGAAGAACAGUUCCUCAAGUUUGUGAUACUGCAUGCAGAAGAUGACACCGACGAGGCCCUCAGAGUUCAGAAUCUACUGCAAAACGACUUUGGUAUCAGGCCUGGGAUAGUUUUCGCCGAGAUGCCGUGCGGAAGACUGCAUUUGCAGAAUCUAGACGACGCCGUAAAUGGGUCGGCCUGGACGAUCUUGUUGCUGACCGAGAACUUCCUAAGAGACACCUGGUGUAACUUCCAGUUCUACACUUCCCUGAUGAAUUCUGUGAAUAGGCAGCACAAGUACAACUCUGUCAUACCCAUGCGGCCGCUGAACAGCCCUCUUCCCAGGGAACGGACUCCCUUGGCACUGCAAACCAUCAAUGCCUUGGAGGAAGAAAGCCAAGGCUUUUCCACCCAAGUAGAGAGAAUUUUCCGGGAAUCUGUAUAUGAGAGGCAACAAAGUAUAUGGAAAGAGACACGAAGUGGGACGCAGAAACAGUUCAUUGCCUGAAGUGGAGCGCACACCCGGCUGGCUCCUGUUUUGUAAACAAAAUGAUUCAUUUUCACUUAAGAGAGUCAUUUCUAAGAAAUGCUUAGACGUGAGUCUGCUUCCAAGAAAUCUGUGGCGCACAAGAAAGGUACAUUUCUGCAGCCCUGGGGUUGCAAAUGAGAAACUCAAGAUUGCCAGAGUUUCUGGCACUUUUCUUAAAGUUUUCAUAGUUCAUGAAUAUUCUUAACCCAUUCCUUGUGUUGAACCAUAAACAGGCAAGUGUGACAGACAUUUUCAAAAUACAAUACUGAAAAUUCUCAGAA